UUAAAUGAUAAUACAGGCUUAAGAGUAUCGAAGUGGACAGUGUAUUUUAAUAUAUAGUAUCAAUUAUAAUUAUUAUUCCUUUUAUUAAUUUACUAAUUUUUGUUUAAAAUUACAAGUAAUAUUAUGUGUUAAACAUUUCGACACCAAGUUUUCAUUAGUUGAGAUUUUAGCUGAAUAAAAAUGGUUCGAAAUAAUAUGCCUUUAAGGACAUAUUAUAGUUUAUAUAAAAGGAAUUUAGCAGAAAAGGUGGCUACUGCAAUCAAUAAAAAAACGCCAGAUACAAUAAAUAACCUAAUGAUUAACCUGAAAAUAGGGACUGGAGUUACAGAAGAUAGUAUUGGAUUUCGCAUGUCACUGGAUGUAUUAAAGAAACAGUCAAGUGAAAACAAAACCUCAUUACUAACUAGCAUAACUUCAGAUAAAUCAUUACAUGAUACUGCAAUAAAUUCAAAUACAUUAGUCAUACAUUUGAAUAAAUAUGAAUUUUUACAAAAUGUCCUUCAAAACGAUGUAGUUAAAAAAGUUGAUCCUUCUGAAUUGUUAAAUAAGAAACCUUAUAUUAUUGAAUUCAGUUCACCCAAUAUUGCAAAACCUUUUCAUGUAGGCCAUUUUCGUUCUACAAUCAUUGGAAAUUUUUUGUCCAGAUUAAUGGAAUAUAUGGACGGCAGAGUUAUAAAAUUAAAUUAUUUGGGUGAUUGGGGUCCACAGUUUGGUUAUAUAAUAUUAGGUUUAGAACUACUCAAAAAACAAGACCCUCAUUGUUGCUUUACAAUAGAAUCCUUGCAUAAAGCUUAUAUACUUGCAAAUAAAAUGGCAGAAAAAGACGACAGUGUUCAUGUUAAAGCUAAAUCUAUAUUUAAUGAGCUUGAAUUUAGUAAAUCUUCUUCAGAUAUCAUUCAGUUAUGGACUAACUUUAGAUCAAUAACCAUUGAAGAGCUUGAAAAAACGUAUAAACGACUUGGUGUUAUAUUUGAUUGGUAUGAUUGGGAAUCUAAAUACGCUAAAGAAAGUAUACAAGAUAUUUUAGAAAAACUCGAACAUCUAGGUAUUUUAAAAUACAAAGAUGAUGGGUCUGCUAUAGUAUAUUGUAACAACCAAGAGACAACAGUUUUGAAAAAUGAUAAAUCUACUUUAUAUUUAACGCGAGAUAUUGCUGCUGCAGUUAGACGUCAUGAACAUUAUAAUUCUGAAAACUUAUUUUAUAUUGUUGAUAGUACUCAAAGUAAACAUUUUUAUCAACUAAAAUCUAUUAUGCAUAAAAUUGAUCCAAAAAUCAAUGUUCAGCACAUACCAUUUGGACGAAUUCAUGGAAUGCGUUCUAGAAAAGGUGAAGGAGUAUUAUUAGACGAACUUCUAAAUGAAGCAAAAUCCAUAAUGACUUUGAGACGAAAAUUUUCUCAAACAACUAAAUUAAACGAUCAAGAUGAGAAUGAAAUAUCAGAUAUAUUAGGUGUAUCAGCAAUUAUUAUUAAUGAUCUUAAACAAAAACGUAAAAAGGAUUACAAUUUUUCUUGGGAAUCGGCGUUACAAGUAAAUGGGGAUACUGGUAUAAAAUUACAAUACACACAUUGCCGUUUAGUAAGUUUAAUUCAAAUGAACUCUAAUAUAGAAAUACCCAAUGAAGUCAAUAUUCAAUGUCUUAAAGAUCCUGUUGCUAUUGAAUUAGUUUUAGAACUAUGUCGUUUUGAAGACAUCUUAGCUGAAACCAGACAGAGUUUAGAAGCUUGUAUUUUAGUAAAUUAUUUAUUCAGACUAUGUAAUUCUAUUAACAGAGCGUUAAAAGUUUUAAAUGUUAAAAAUUCUGUUACUCCACUUGCAGAACAAAGACUAUUAUUAUUCAAUAGGGCUAAAAACGUUCUAAGCAUAGGAAUGACAAUUUUAGGAUUAAUACCUUUAAAAUCAAUGUAAAUUUAGUCGAUUUAUUAUUGUUAUUGUUAA
Messenger RNA from Adelges cooleyi (spruce gall adelgid), 1938 nucleotides. It is a transcript of the gene ArgRS-m, whose product is annotated as probable arginine--tRNA ligase, mitochondrial. Gene Ontology annotation, biological process: mitochondrial translation; arginyl-tRNA aminoacylation. The record is from RefSeq and is a predicted model, not a curated record. Gene Ontology annotation, molecular function: arginine-tRNA ligase activity; ATP binding. NCBI's taxonomy places the organism in Eukaryota, Metazoa, Arthropoda, Insecta, Hemiptera, Adelgidae. Gene Ontology annotation, cellular component: mitochondrion. The transcript has 6 exons. Bases 181 to 1908 code for a protein of 575 amino acids.